Messenger RNA from Ceutorhynchus assimilis (cabbage seed weevil), 5581 nucleotides. NCBI's taxonomy places the organism in Eukaryota, Metazoa, Arthropoda, Insecta, Coleoptera, Curculionidae. The record is from the annotation of a GenBank genome assembly.
CGGAUUCAAUGGAAAAUGUGUCAGUUUUUUUAUACACCAGGGUGGAUAUUUUAAGUAACUUUUAUCAUAAAAUAUAUGAAAUUAUAUGUUCAUCUUCAGAUUCAGGAACCUUACGUAAUCUAAUUUAUAGAAAAAAACCCAAUUAUUUCGUGUUCUAAUUGCUCUUUGCGCUUCAAUAAAUUAUUUUAAAAUUCGACAAACAUCAUAGGAAAAACCAUCAUUCAACAUUAUCACCGCAACAACAACAACAAACAUCCUGAUUUAUAAUGACUUAGCAACAAUAUAUACGACAAAAUAUCUUUCACUCCUUUGCAACAAGGGGUUCGGCUUAUUUGAAUAUUUUAAUGUCAUACAAAAAUAACAUAAUCAAUUAUCAUGAGACGGUUCCCCAAACAACGAAAUCAUAUAAAAAACACACCACAACAUAUUGUGUUACAUGUUGUACAAACACAAAGAACCUGUACGCGAUGGAGAGGCAGCGUUUACAAAUUAGUAUGGAGAGAACUUGUAGCCUACUUGUGUGUAUAUUAUUCAAUUAAUUUAUUGUAUAGAUAUGGAUUAAAUGAACACCAACAAAGGGUAUUCGAACGAAUCCGAUUGUAUUUUGGCCAACAAAGCGAAACAAUACCAAUGUCCUUUGUAUUAGGAUUCUACGUUUCUUUAGUGGUAAAGCGCUGGUGGGAACAAUACAAAUUGCUACCCUGGCCUGACACUUUGGCCCUUUUCCUAAACGCUGGCAUACCCGGUGCGGGCGAGAGACAAAGACUAAUGAGACGAAACAUAGUGAGAUACGCUGUAUUAGCAUACGUGGUCACCCUAAUGAGACUAUCCUUAAGGGUGAAAAAACGUUUUCCUACAUGGCAACAUUUAGUCGACAGCGGUAUAAUGAUGGACAGCGAAAAGAAAAUCUUUGAAAUGAUGGACCAGAAAACUCCAAUGUCCAAGUAUUGGAUGCCGCUAGUUUGGGCUACGAAUUUGAUUAAUAGAGCUAGAAAAGAGGAGCUGACUACCAGCGAUCAUAUUGUACAAACGAUUUUACAGGAAUUGUCCGAUAUUAGGCGUAGAUUAGGGGCUUUGAUUGGUUAUGAUACUGUUUCGGUGCCACUGGUUUAUACACAGGUUGUUUCCUUGGCUCUUUACGUGUAUUUCAUAGCAGCUCUACUAGGUAGACAAUUUGUACCAAACGCCCCAGCAGAUAUGAAAGGCAAAUUAGAAGAACCUGAUAUGUAUUUUCCAUUUUUCACUGCUCUUCAGUUUUGUUUCUACAUUGGAUGGUUAAAAGUAGCCGAAGUAUUAAUCAACCCUUUCGGCGAAGACGAUGACGACAUUGAGCUUAAUUGGCUAAUUGACAGACACAUAAAAGCAGCCUACAUAAUAGUAGACGAAAUGCACGAAGAACAUCCAGAAUUACUUAAAGAUCAAUACUGGGACGACGUGGUACCAAAAGAAAUCCCUUAUACAGUUGCCUCGGAGCAUUAUAGAAAGGAGGAACCCAAAGGAUCAGCGGAAACGUAUAAAAUCAAACCAAUUGAUGGCUUAUAUGCUAAUCUAUUGCCUCAGCAUUAUAAAAAGAGCCUAGUGGAUGAUAUGUAUGCUGAUUAUGAAAGCGUCGAUACUCCUAUAGUAGAACGACGCAAAAGCCAAAAUUGGUUCUCCAGACAAAUAUCCAGAACCGGCAUGGGUUCGAUACGUUCGGCCUCUACUGCCUACUCUUCAGGUGGGAUUUUUUCCAGGCCGAGAGGCAAUUCGGUGUACGCCAACCCAGAAAACGGACAAAUUCCCAUUCAACAUAAAAUGUCCAUUUACGAUCGGUUGGUCGGCAGGAGAUCUGGACGAAAUCAGAAAUUUCGACCUAAUCAAAAAUUUGCCGGUGCAUCAGCAAUGCACAUCAAAAACCGACCAAGAAUACCAACCCCCGACGUAACGAAAGAAGUCGUCGAGCGAGAACACCAAAACCGUCACAUUUCGUCGCCGGGAAGUCACAGCAACAACCUACCAAGUCUCACUUUAAUGCCCCAACAAUUACCCAACUACCCAGGCUAUCAUCAUUCCAGCGAUGUACCUGUUGUCCAGGUAGUUUUAUCACCAAUUCAAGAACUAGACGGUUCCGGUUCGGUUAACAACACCCUUCACGCUCAUUCACCUGGUACAGCGGCACUAGCACAAGCAGUCCUGUCACCGACUCUAGGUCCAGUUAGUGUCCCAAUGACGGUAUCCCAACUCACCCAUUUGGGACUAAAUUCGGCACGCAACAGCCCCUUAUUUGCCAGAGCAUUUGAAACUCCAAACUUUAAAAAUCCCACAUUUCUGCAGGCAUUUGAACAAGGGGACAAGUCGCUGACUCUAACCGAGCUGGAACAGCACGAAUCUUCAAAUAGCUCGGUUGAUUCCAUUGGUACGGCUGAGGUUAGAGAUGAGCCGCCUUCGAUCACCAGCACGAUAAUCAGCGAUAAAAGUUCUAUAGUUGCGCCUGCGCUGGAGGAUGCCGACAAGCUGACUCGGCUGAGUCCUAGCGCGAGUGCACCCAAUAAUUUAAGCUCGCUUGGAGGUGAGAAUCAGGAGAAUUUGAAGGCGAGGAAAGUUUCUACGGUGUCGCAAGUGACUGCACCCAAACGAGGCGAAGUUUAUGUGUAAUGAUUGGAAUUGUUAUAGUUGAUUUGCCAUUUCUUACCGAAAAUUUCUUGUUAUUGUUAAUAAUAGAGUAUUUAAUUCUCUAUCGAAUAAGACAUGAUUCAUUGAAAUCGGUCCAGGCAUUCCAGACUUAUAGCCAAUGUGAGCUGGCUGGAAAAGUACAAUAGCUCCCUAUUGAAUUGAAGUUUUAAGUGUGCAAUUCUGAGUCGUAUUCAGCAAUGCAGUUCAGUUCAGAUAGAUCUCAACCGUUAAAAGUGUCACUUGUCAUAGGAGUUCAUUCAAAUCUGAGAUGGCGCUUGAACGCAGGUGCACUAAAUAGGUCUGUUUCCACAAAAAUUACGAACCAGUUGGAGCGUUUUUGAUUGGCCCAAAUCGCCAACAGCCAAUUUCCUGACUAUUUUCAACCAAUGAAAGACUGGUUUGUGAUUUCUGUAGAAACAGACCUAUAAUUAUGUCUCGGAAUCCAAGCGCCGAAAAUAACUAACUCCAUAAAUAAUAACUCAAUCCCUUUGAGUUUUUAGUAUUUUUUACAUUGAGCCUUUAGGAAAUAGUCCUCAAAAUUUCACCUUUCCACUCACUCCAGUUUUUGAGUGAAAAAUUGUUUGUAGAGUAUUACUUUAUAAAACAUCAUUAUUUUAUAAAAGUCAUAACUAUAUUAAUCAUAACUCAAUCUUUUUGAGUUUUUAGUAUUUUUCACAUUGAAUCUUUAGAAAAAAGUCCUCAAAAUUUCAACUCUCCACUGACUAGUUUUUGAGUGAAAAAAAUGUUUGUAGAGUAUUAGGUACUUUACAAUACAUCAUUAUUUUAAAAAAGUCAUUCCAUUAAUAAUAACUCAAUCCCUUUGAGUUUUUGGAAUUUUUUACAUUGGAUCUCUGGGAAAAAGUCCUCAAGAUUUCAACUUUCCAGUUACUUUAGUUUUUGAGUGAAAAAAUUGUUUGCAGAGUAUUACUUUACAAAACAUCAUUAUUUAAAAAAAAUUAUAACUCCAUUAAUAAUAACUCAAUCGUUUUGAGUUUUUAGUAUUUUUUACAUUGAAUCUUUAGGAAAAAGUCCUCAAAAUUUCAACUCUCCACUCACUUUAGUUUUUGAGUGAAAAAAUUGUUUGUAGAGUAUUACUUUACAAAACAUUAUUAUUUCAAAAAAAUCAUAACUCCAUUAAUAAUAACUCAAUCGUUUUGAGUUUUUAGUAUUUUUUACAUUGAAUCUUUAGGAAAAAGUCCUCAAAAUUUCAACUUUCCACUCACUUUAGUUUUUGAGUGAAAAAAUUGUUUGUAGAGUCAAAGAAUAUUUAUAGAACAUCAUUAUUCUUAAAAAAAUCAUAACUCCAUUAAUAAUAACUCAAUCCUUUUGAGUUUUUAGUAUUUUUUACAUUGAAUCUUUAGGGAAAAGUCCUCAAAAUUUCAACUCUCCAUUCACUUUAGUUUUUGAGUGAAAAAAUUGUUUGUAGAGUAAUACUUUACAAAACAUUAUUAUUUAAAAAAAGUCAUAACUCCAUCAAUAAUAACUCAAUCCCUUUGAGUUUUUAGUAUUUUUUACAUUGAAUCUUUAAGAAAAAGUCCUCCAAAUUUCAACUUUCCACUCACUUCAGUUUUUGAGUGAAAAAAUUGUUUCUAGAGUAUUACUUUACCAAACAUCAUUAUUUCAAAAAAGUCAUAACUCCAUUAAUAAUAACUCAAUCCCUUUGAGUUUUUAGUAUUUUUUACAUUGAAUCUCUAGCAAAAAGUCCUCAAAAUUUCAACUUUCCACUCAUUUUAGUUUUCGAGUGAAAAAAUUGUUUGUAGAGUCUUACUGUACAAAACAUCAUUAUUUUAAAAAAAUCAUAUAGGAAAUUCGUGUCACACUUUUUCUUAUACUACUUUAUUUCUGUUUCAUUCUUAUUUAUUGAAUUUUUUAUAUUGCUGUCUCUUCAUUCUUGCAAGCUCUUGACCACUCAAGCGCCGGGAAUAAUCAAAGUUUGCGUCACUAUUUAAUCUAUUUCACUCUAUCACUGUCCUUUUCUUAACCAUUGAGUUUCCUAAGAUAAAUAUCUAUCUUUCAGAAUCUUUCUGGAAAUGCUUUAAGCGCGAAUCUGUCAAGACUGUCAACAAUAUGUCACUAGUCAUCAAAGUUUCUCCAAAUCUAAGGUGGCGUUACAUUGAACUAUCAACGUUGGAGUUGUGUUCACCUAAAUCUAAGGUGGCGCUUAUUACACUAACGAAUAAUAAUUAUCACUCAGAAUCCUACUAGAGAAAUGCUGAAAACUAUGAGUUUCAAGCGCGAAUCUGUUACACUGUCAAAUUAAUAAUGUCACUUGUCAUUGGACGUUUGUUUCUGAGCAUUAAAACGGUCUCAGAUCUUGUUAUAUCAGACUCAGAUCCUGUUCAGCAAGUUUGCAAACUACAAGGUGGACUGUCAACAAUGUCACUUGUCGUGAAAAGUUUCUGAGCAUUAUAAAGAUCUAAGAUCUUGUUCUAUCUGACUCAGAUCGUGUUCAGUAGGAUUGCAAAGUAUUCCCGAAAUUCGAAUAUCCAAAAAAAAAGUAAGAUAAUGCAAUUUUGCACUAGCUGACGUCACACACAUAACCUCACUUUUGUGGGACAAAUAUGUCAUUGAGGUUAUGUGUGAGACAUCAGCUAGUACCUUUCACCAUUUUGAGGCGAUUCGUUCAUUAAAUUAACUAUAAUUUUGACGUUUCUGAACCGAUUUCAAUGAAUCAAGUCUUAUUCGAUAGAGAAUUGAAUUCUCCACAACAAAUUCGAUAGCAGCAAAAUACAACCUGGCAUUUUCGGUAUAGUAGGGAUGGCAAAAAUGUCUACGUUGAAUAGUGAUGUUGUAAAUAAAUGGUAUAAAUAUUUUUUUUUUUUUUUUAGUGGAAAUAUGAUAAUAUACUCCAGCUUUAACAUAUUGAUAUGAAUGCAUAUUAGGGUCUUUUGUAUGUUAUUUUAUUUAUAAUAAAUGUUAUUUAAUGUAC